UCUACUCCGGGAAAUUCACCGAAACGCGCGGUUACCCAAACAGUCACUCUUGCACAGAUCCAACACGUAUUUAAGAAGGCUCUCCGCCAGACCGGGCGUUGACCAACUUCUUCAGAUAAUAUAUCACAUACAACUAUUAUGGGCAAAUUUUCUGAAUCUCCACGCGGCCUUAUCGUCAGCGUCAUCAACCAUGCUACAAAAGAGCUUGACGAGCUAUGUGAGAAGCAGGCUAUCGCGUACAGCCAGUCGAAAACCAGAGACCAGUUUUUUGAGGACUGCAAGACUAAAUAUAGCAAAGUGGAAGUUGUCAUGAUCGGUAACUCGACUGUUGGUCCUUACGACAAGGAGUUUGUCGACAAUCUUCCAUCCGGCGUAAAGCUUAUCACUUAUCAUGCUGCGGGAUACGACGGGUUAGAUGUGGAAGCUUGCACCGCUCGAGGAAUCCGCGUAUCCAACACGCCCACGGCUGUUGAUGCAGCGACGGCCGACGUUGCUUGCCUUUUGAUUUUGAGUGCGUUCCGUAACUCCACUCAAGCAGAACGCAAUUUGCGUGAAGGUCGCUGGAGACAUGGCGUUACAAUGGGCAACGACCCUGAAGGCAAGACAUUGGGUAUCUUGGGUCUCGGAGGCAUUGGCAAGGCGGUAGCCAAGCGCAUGGCCGGCUUUGACAUGAAGAUCCAAUACCACAACAGAACGCGCCAGUCUCCUGAAGUCGAAAAGCAAUACAACGCGACCUAUGUCGAUUUCGAGACGUUGUUGAGGACUUCUGAUUGUAUCUUUGUCAGUAUUCCUCUCAACAAAGCGACGUACCACCUUUUGGACUCACCUCAAUUCACAAUGAUGAAGGACGGCGUGGUUAUCGUCAACACCGCGCGUGGCAAGGUGAUUAACGAGUCAGCAUUGGUCAACGCGUUAGAGAAUGGCAAGGUUUCGGCAGUCGGUCUUGAUGUUUUUGAAGGAGAACCGAAAGUGAUUCAUCCAGGACUGCUCGCACACCCACGCUCGGUGCUGUUGCCGCACAUUGGCACGUAUAGCCAAGAGACGAUGUACAAGAUGGAUGUCGUCUGUCUGCAGAACUUUGAAGCUGCUUUGACUUCCAAUACCCUGGUCAACCCCAUUCCCGAACACAAGCAUCUGUUCCAGUAGAAGCAGUUGAUAUCAGUCAUUGUAUCUCGGU
Molecule: messenger RNA, 1177 nt
Organism: Zychaea mexicana
Lineage: Eukaryota; Fungi; Mucoromycota; Mucoromycetes; Mucorales; Lichtheimiaceae
Product: D-isomer specific 2-hydroxyacid dehydrogenase
Exons: 7
Coding region: 139-1146 (335 amino acids)
Cellular component (GO): cytosol
Molecular function (GO): hydroxypyruvate reductase [NAD(P)H] activity; glyoxylate reductase (NADPH) activity; NAD binding
Source: RefSeq, a predicted model, not a curated record